Molecule: messenger RNA, 1764 nt
Organism: Cannabis sativa
Lineage: Eukaryota; Viridiplantae; Streptophyta; Magnoliopsida; Rosales; Cannabaceae
Product: tubulin beta-1 chain
Exons: 3
Coding region: 175-1521 (448 amino acids)
Biological process (GO): mitotic cell cycle; microtubule cytoskeleton organization
Cellular component (GO): cytoplasm; microtubule
Molecular function (GO): GTP binding; GTPase activity; structural constituent of cytoskeleton
Source: RefSeq, a predicted model, not a curated record
GUUAAGUCUCGAGUCCCCUUAACACUUGCCACCUAUAAAAGGGUCGCCUAUUUCAAAUUUUACUCAAUUCACACCAAAAUUAUCUGCGGUGUUUCUCUCUCAAGGCCUCCAUAUUCCUCUUCUUCAAAAGCUCAUUUCUCUCUCUACAAACUCAUUUCGUCUCCGAUCAUCAAAAUGCGUGAAAUUCUUCACAUCCAGGGUGGCCAGUGCGGAAACCAGAUCGGCGCCAAGUUCUGGGAAGUGGUAUGCGCUGAACAUGGAAUUGACUCGACAGGUCGUUACCAGGGAGACAACGAACUCCAACUCGAGCGUGUCAAUGUGUACUACAACGAAGCGAGUUGCGGUCGGUUCGUACCGCGGGCAGUCCUCAUGGAUCUUGAGCCCGGAACUAUGGACAGCGUUAGAUCUGGUCCGUACGGUCAGAUAUUCAGGCCGGACAACUUUGUCUUUGGGCAGUCCGGAGCCGGAAACAAUUGGGCUAAGGGUCACUACACUGAGGGCGCUGAGUUGAUUGACUCGGUUCUUGAUGUGGUGAGGAAGGAGGCUGAGAAUUGUGAUUGCUUACAAGGAUUUCAGGUCUGUCACUCUUUAGGAGGUGGUACUGGAUCAGGAAUGGGAACACUUCUUAUUUCAAAGAUCAGAGAGGAAUACCCAGAUAGAAUGAUGCUUACCUUCUCAGUGUUCCCAUCUCCAAAGGUGUCUGAUACUGUUGUUGAGCCAUAUAAUGCAACACUCUCUGUUCACCAACUUGUUGAGAAUGCCGACGAAUGCAUGGUUUUGGACAAUGAAGCCCUCUAUGAUAUUUGCUUCAGGACUCUAAAGCUUACUACUCCUAGCUUUGGGGACCUGAAUCACUUGAUCUCUGCUACAAUGAGUGGGGUAACUUGUUGCCUUCGGUUCCCUGGUCAACUCAACUCUGAUCUUCGCAAACUUGCUGUAAAUCUCAUUCCAUUCCCACGAUUGCAUUUCUUCAUGGUUGGGUUUGCCCCACUUACAUCUCGUGGAUCCCAGCAGUACAGGGCUCUUACUGUUCCAGAGCUUACUCAACAGAUGUGGGAUUCCAAAAACAUGAUGUGCGCUGCUGAUCCUCGACAUGGGCGAUACUUGACUGCCUCGGCCAUGUUCCGUGGCAAGAUGAGUACCAAAGAGGUUGAUGAACAGAUGAUUAAUGUACAGAACAAGAACUCAUCAUACUUUGUUGAGUGGAUCCCGAACAAUGUUAAGUCUACUGUUUGUGAUAUUCCACCUACUGGUUUGAAGAUGGCUUCUACAUUCAUUGGAAACUCCACUUCGAUCCAAGAGAUGUUCAGGAGAGUAAGUGAGCAAUUCACAGCUAUGUUCCGGAGAAAAGCUUUCUUGCAUUGGUACACCGGAGAAGGCAUGGAUGAGAUGGAAUUUACUGAGGCAGAAAGUAACAUGAACGAUUUAGUUUCUGAGUAUCAGCAAUACCAAGAUGCUACAGCUGAUGAAGAAGGGUAUGAUUAUGAAGAUGAGGAGGAAGCUCAGGAGGAGGAUGACUAAUCCAUUGGUUUCUGUUUUGCUAUUUUCUUUUUUAUUCAUGGGCUUUGAUGUUUGUGGAUUUUAACCCUGUUUUUGUUCCCAAAACACCCUUAUCUGUGAUUGAAUUGUUUGCUUGUUGGCUAGCUUCUCUCGGCUGGUCUCAUACUUGAUUUGGUUGUAAUAGUUUAGAUAUUAGCUGUCUGAAAAUAUGUUCUACUUUCCUGGUGUUAAUGAAUGUGGCCACUGGCCAUUAUUCUGGUGUUA